AUGAUGACAUCCAAAGAAGUGGCCAAAUGUGAUGCAGUGGAAAACAGGAGGCGAAGUCCGCUGGACCACUUGCCGCCUCCUGCCAACUCCAACAAGCCGCUGACCCCCUUCAGCAUCGAGGACAUCCUGAACAAACCGUCUGUGAAACGAAGUUACACCAUUUGCGGCACAGCUCAUCUAAUUUCGUCCUCUGAGAAGCACCGUCCGUCCAGCAUCCCUCUGUCCAGCCGGGCUCUGCUCAACCAAACCUCCCCGCUCUGCGCGCUGGAGGAGCUGGCCAGCAAGACCUUCAAGGGUCUUGAAGUCAGCGUUUUACAGGCUGCGGAAGGCCGGGACGGGAUGACUCUCUUCGGCACGAGAAGCACCCCGAAGAAGCGUCGGAAGUCUCGGACGGCGUUCACCAAUCACCAAAUCUACGAGCUGGAGAAGCGCUUCCUGUACCAGAAGUACCUGUCCCCGGCCGACCGGGACCAGAUCGCACAGCAGCUGGGCCUGACGAACGCGCAGGUCAUCACGUGGUUUCAGAACCGGAGGGCCAAGCUAAAACGGGACCUGGAGGAGAUGAAGGCCGACGUGGAGUCGGCCAAGGCCGUCGGCCAGGUCCCAUUGGACAAACUCGCCAAACUGGCGGACCUGGAGAAAUGCGCCAACGGCACGCUGGGCCACCCGCGACCCAAUUCCCCCGCGCGGGUCAGCCAGAAGGAUCACGAGCUCGCUCAGAAACUGCGGAAUUCGCCGCUGUCUCCGUUCUCAGACCACACAACUAGUAAAGAGUGCUCAGAGGACGAGGACGUAGAGAUUGAUGUGGAUGACUGA
Molecule: messenger RNA, 816 nt
Organism: Cottoperca gobio
Lineage: Eukaryota; Metazoa; Chordata; Actinopteri; Perciformes; Bovichtidae
Gene: lbx1b
Product: ladybird homeobox 1b
Exons: 2
Coding region: 1-816 (271 amino acids)
Biological process (GO): regulation of transcription by RNA polymerase II
Cellular component (GO): nucleus
Molecular function (GO): sequence-specific double-stranded DNA binding; DNA-binding transcription factor activity, RNA polymerase II-specific
Source: RefSeq, a predicted model, not a curated record